Rubroshorea leprosula is the source of this 992-nucleotide messenger RNA. NCBI's taxonomy places the organism in Eukaryota, Viridiplantae, Streptophyta, Magnoliopsida, Malvales, Dipterocarpaceae. The record is from the annotation of a GenBank genome assembly.
AUGUAUGGAAUGGAUCUCAACCCCAAAUGGCUGCAAAUUCUCCAACCAUUACUCUACUCCUAUCCCUCUUCCUAGCCCUCAUUGGAACCUCCCAUGGUGGUGGCAUAGCCAUCUACUGGGGCCAAAACGGAAACGAAGGAACCCUGGACGAAACCUGCGCCACUGGUAGAUAUUCCUACGUUAACAUAGCCUUCCUUAUCAAAUUUGGCAAUGGCCAAACCCCUGAACUCAACUUGGCUGGCCAUUGCGACCCGGCAUCCAAUGGCUGCGCCACAGUAAGCAAUGGCAUCAGAAGUUGCCAAAGUCGAGGAAUCAAAGUGAUGCUUUCGAUCGGAGGUGGUGCCGGCACCUACUCUCUAUCUUCCUCGGCGGACGCAAAGAACGUGGCAGAUUACCUCUGGAACAACUACUUGGGCGGACAAUCGUCGUCUCGUCCUUUAGGUGAUGCCGUUUUGGAUGGUAUAGAUUUCGAUAUCGAGUUGGGAUCAACUGGGUACUAUGACGACCUGGCUCGCUACCUCUCCGCCUAUAGCAGCCAAGGAAGAAAGGUAUAUUUAACAGCAGCCCCUCAAUGUCCAUUUCCGGACAAUUUCUUGGGAACUGCCCUUAACACUGGACUCUUCGACUACGUUUGGGUCCAAUUCUACAACAAUCAACCAUGCCAGUAUAGUUCGGGUAACAUCAACAACAUUGUUAGUUCAUGGAACCAGUGGACAUCAUCAAUAAAUGCAGGGAAGAUAUUUUUAGGGUUGCCGGCGUCACCAGAAGCGGCUGGAAGUGGGUAUAUUCCCCCGAAUGUGCUGACUACACAGAUAAUUCCGGUGAUAAAUAAGUCAGCUAAGUACGGUGGGGUUAUGCUAUGGUCCAAGUACUACGAUGAUAAGAAUGGAUAUAGUGCUUCCAUUGUGAACAGUGUAUGAGGAAGUGGGACGCUAGAUAAUUUGGUUGAGUGUACCUUUCCAAUAAUAAUGAAAUAAAUUGAUGGCAUCCUA